This is a messenger RNA of Linum trigynum, 207 nucleotides long. NCBI's taxonomy places the organism in Eukaryota, Viridiplantae, Streptophyta, Magnoliopsida, Malpighiales, Linaceae. The record is from the annotation of a GenBank genome assembly.
AUGUUACUAGGAUCCUACACAGUACAAACAUGGGAAACAUGCAGUCACAUUGUAGGCAUCUGCUGGGGAGAUUCUCCUCUUUCAUUGCUUCCUAUAUAUAAGCAACUCAUUGCUGCUGGUGUUAAGAUUUGGGUUAACAGCGGAGACACAGAUUCCAUGUUGCUUGUGACUGCAAGUCUGCAACGAGAUACUUCAUUGAUGCACUGA